This is a messenger RNA of Scophthalmus maximus (turbot), 3254 nucleotides long. Its product is annotated as toll-like receptor 5. Gene Ontology annotation, molecular function: protein binding; transmembrane signaling receptor activity. Gene Ontology annotation, biological process: toll-like receptor signaling pathway; inflammatory response; immune response. The transcript is spliced from 5 exons. Gene Ontology annotation, cellular component: membrane. NCBI's taxonomy places the organism in Eukaryota, Metazoa, Chordata, Actinopteri, Pleuronectiformes, Scophthalmidae. The record is from RefSeq and is a predicted model, not a curated record. The coding region runs from base 226 to 2904 and encodes 892 amino acids.
CCACCCAGAGUCAGCAACGGAAAUUGUGACAUUCCUCAGUUUCUGGCAGAGAAAUCGAUGGCAGGUAUGUUCAGGGGUCGGAGAGCAGCGGGGCUUUAUUAGACCGUUUGUUACCGUCGGUGGAGGGUUUGGGUCGCGGCGCGUCACCGCCUCGUCCCACAGGAGACCAGGGGCACUGCCCCCCCCCCCCGGCUCUGGACCGGACCGGCCCGGGGCGAGGACAGCAUGUGGACGCUGGCCCUUCAGUUGGUGUCCAUCGGUUUACGCCUGCAGGUGACCGCAUGCGGCCCGUCGUGCACUCUAUAUGGCCUGCAAGCCGCCUGCUCCUCACAGGGCCACUACUGGCUUCCCGCUCUGCCCCCCGGCAUCACCCACCUGUACCUGGACAUGAACCGCAUCGGCGAGAUCAACAGCACCGCGCUCAGGCAGUAUGAGCAGCUGCAGGCAUUGGACCUCGGCAUGCAGCACGCGCAGCUCGUCAUCAGGAACAACGCUUUCCUCAGACAGGGGAAGCUGAUCAGGUUGGUCCUCGGCCACAAUCGCGGCCUUCGGCUGGAGUCGAGGGCCUUCGCGGGGCUGUUCGGCUUGAAGGAGCUGUUUUUGGAUUACUGCGACCUGGACGACUCCAUACUGGCGGGCAGCUACCUGCAGCCCCUCCUGUCCUUAGAGAUGCUCGAUCUCUUUGCGAACAGAAUAGAGAGACCGCAGCCCGGACAGUUCUUCUCAAGACUCACAAAGUUCACCCAGUUGAACCUCAAGUUGAAUAAGAUCACACGCUUGUGCGAAGGGGAUCUUGUUGGUUUCAGGGGGAAGCACUUCGCAGUCCUGAACUUGAAGUCCACCGGCUUAGGCAGCAUGUAUGGUGCAGACUUUGAAGGGGAGAGUUGCGGGAACCCCUUCAGGGGGAUGGCAUUUGACAUCCUUGACGUAUCAGGCAAUGGGUUCGGCACUAACAACACAAGACGAUUUUUAAAAGCAAUACGGGGGACUCUGAUCACUCAGCUUAUAUUUUCUCACAGUAACAUGGGUAGGGGCUUCUCACACGACAACUUCCCCGAUCCGGAUGAAUGCACGUUCGAAGGCCUCGUGGACAGCGCGGUCGACGCCUUCGAUCUGUCGAAAGGCUUCAUCUUUGCCCUGCAGACGGCCGUUUUCAGUCCUCUGAAGGUUGCAAGAAUCAUCGACGUUUCCAAAAACAAAAUCAACGAGAUCAACAGAAACGCCUUCGACGGCCUUCAGGGACACUUGCGGAUGCUCAACCUGUCAAACAACCUGCUCGGAGAAGUAUUCUCUCACACGUUCGGCAAUCUGACGGACCUUAGGGUGCUGGACUUGUCCUUCAACCACAUUGGCGCGUUGGGGUACCACGCCUUCAGUGGUCUUCCUAAAUUGCGAGCGUUGUACCUGACAGGGAACUCACUGCGAGACCUGGGUUCUCCUGCAUCGUUACCAAACUUAGAUUGGCUCCUUUUGGGCGACAACAAGUUGACAUCCCUGUACAGUAUCACUGACCUGGGUACGAGCAGCAUCCACUUGGAUUUAAGGAGCAACCGGUUAACUAACUUGGAGGAUUUUUAUUUCGUAGCAACUAAUUUCAAGCGUCUCCAGAAUUUCUUCUACAAUGGCAACUUCAUCAAGUGGUGCACAUUAAACAGGAAUAUUACAGUACCUUAUAAUAAUACUUUGGAAGUGCUAGAUCUUAGUGACAGUUUCCUGCAAACAAUUUGGGCGCAGGGGAAAUGCCUUCACCUGUUCGAUCAACUGAACAAUCUUCUCGGCCUCAGUAUAAGCUCCAACUCGCUCACGACGCUCCCGCAAGGGAUUUUCCGAGGUCUCAGCUCGAUCAUAGAGAUCGACCUCUCGUCGAACUCCUUGACCUUCCUGCAGCCACAUGUCCUUCCGGUCAGCCUGAAACGACUUGACCUCUCAAACAACUUCCUAGCCUCCCCGGAUCCCACGGCGUUUCGGUCCCUCCUCUUCCUCAGCCUGGCGGAUAAUCGGUUCCACUGUGAUUGUAGUCUGGAGCGAUUCCUGCAGUGGCUGAAUGUGAAAAAUGUAACAUUCCUGAGCCCAGCGGAGGAUUUCACAUGUGAGUUUCCCGCUGCUCUAUAUAAACUUCCUCUUCAGAAUUACUCCAUGAUUGUGGAACCGUGUGAAAAGGACGACGAAGAGCUGGUCCGACAUCUGAAGUUUGCCCUCUUCAUCUUCUCUGCCCUGCUCAUCACCACUGUCACCCUGGGCGGGGUCGCUUACGGCCACCUCCGAGGGCACAUCUUCCUCAUCUACAAAAAGAUCGUACGCAGGGUUCUCGAGGGCCAAAAGGCGACGCCUCGCGUCGAGGAGGCGCAGUACGACGCCUUCCUCUGCUUCAGCAACAAUGACUACGCGUGGGUGGAGGCUGCUCUGCUGCAGAAACUGGACGACCAGUUUUCAGAGGAGAACAUGUUCCACUGUUGUUUCGAGGCCAGGGACUUCCUGCCAGGCGAGGAUCACCUCUCCAACAUCAGAGACGCCAUCUGGGGCAGCAGGAAGACCGUGUGCGUCAUCUCCAAGGAGUUCCUCAAAGAUGGCUGGUGCUUGGAGGCGUUCAUGCUAGCCCAGGGCCGGAUGCUGGAGGAGCUGACAAACGUCCUGGUCCUGCUGGUGGUGGGGAAGGUGGCCCACUACCAGCUGUUGAAGUUCAAUGCGAUCCGAAGGUUCGUUCAGAAGAGGGAAUACCUCGUCUGGCCAGAGGACCCUCAGGACCUGGAGCAGUUUUAUGAGCGGCUGAUCUCGCGGAUCCUCCAAAACACCAAGGUGGAAAAGGUGGCGGAGGACGACCCUAGGCCGGCGCCGCAGCCCGGCGGUCGGCCUCAGCGCAGGGACGACGUCGAGCUGGAGGACAUCAGAGCGAUGGCCAUGUGACCUCUGACCUUUGAAGAAACCCUCCCUGCAACCUGUGUCUCCGGCAAGGUACGACUCAGGCUCCAUGACCCAAUCACAUGUACAGUGCAAACACGUGAUUGGAAUUUACUCAAUAUAAUAUUACCUUUUUGUGCGAUCAAUGUAAAUAACAGUGUUUGUAACCAUUUACUUCUUGCGUUUAAAUAAAUAAAAAAAAAUCAAUGAUUAGUCUUUUCAAUUAAUGAACUAUGAUUGACUGUAAGAAUUGAUUUUCAAAAUGAUUAUGUUUUUCCUCACAUUUCUCUGUAGAUUGUUUUCAUUAUUUAACUGAAGGAGCCUUUAAAAUAAAAAUAAAGGUUGCUGCUUUUGGA